GGAAACAUGUAAUCCAGUGCAUUGUGGGAUAUGUUGGUGAAACUUGAGGGACGUGAAGGUGCUAGUCGUGAUAUUUGGAUCAUCGGGAGAACGUGGAUUACAAGAAAGUUUAUAUUCUUUUAAUUCAAAUCGAGCAGUUUGUGUACCUUAACGCUGUGUGUGUUUUCGCCGUGUAAUUUUCGUUAUUCGUGUGUUGUGGCUGGAUUAGAAGGAUCAACAACUGCAAACAACAUGGCGUCUGAUUGUUUUGGAGAAGUGUUUAUGAUGGACUACAGUGGAUGCUUUGUAACCGAGUGCAGCAAAAUAUCGCCGUCUGAUUUUCAUCCGAAAAGCAUCCCCCAAAACAGUGGUAGAUUCCCCCCCUUAAGUUGUUUGCUUCUUCUUUGCUAGACAGCGUGCAUUGCACGAGGAAGUGAUUCUAGACCUGACCCAAAUUAUCACUAGACAGUUUUACUGUGGUAGGUCCAACCUCAACGUUUGUUGUUUACUUGAUCUAUUCUGUAUUCAGAAGAAGAAAACUUGCGCAUUUUCAGUAAAAUUUGACUAACUACAAAUAUGAAGUUGCUUGAAAACACACGUUUUGAAGCAGUAAAUUCUUUGUUGUGUAUGGAACUGGAGAAUUGCAAAAUCGAUGGCAGAAUUGAGAGCUACUCAUGCAAAAUGGCUGGGAAUGAUAAGCGGUUGUUCAAGAUGCUAUCUGAGAAAAACAAAGAGGCACCUGGAGGAUUGCAAGCACUCUCCCCACCUCAACUGUCACAGGUCCCCACCUCACGCAGCCCUGGCAGCAUGAUGCAGUACAGCUCAAGUUAUGAAAUGGAGCCAAUGAAUCCAUUACUGCGGGACACCAUCUCCACCAAAACUCUCUUCUACCUCAUCUCAACGCUCAAUGCCUCGUUCAACCCCGACUAUGAUUUUAGUAAAGCUAAGAGUGAGGAGUUUAGCAGGGAACCCAGUGUACAGACUGUAAUGACUGCUGUGGACACACAGAUGUUCGCGACAGCAGGGGAUGUUUAUGGUGCCCUCAAACACCACCUAUGGGGUGCAAUUGAUGGAGAGAUUGAACUAAAGGACUGUUUGGUGUACAGCUACAACCCUGACCUGUCUUCAGACCCGUAUGGAGAAGAAGGUUGCAUUUGGUCCUUCAACUACUUCUUUUUCAACCCAAGGCUGAAGCGCAUUGUCUUCUUCACUUGCAGAGCCAGCAGCAGCAGGUCUCUUCCCUAUGACUCGGGGAUUGCUGAAAGCAUGAAUGCAGACAUAAGUGAAGAUAUGAUUUUUCAACAGGAUUACGAUGGUGACAUGAUGUGAUGAGCACCUACCCCCACAGUGCAUUCAAGAAAACCCAUGGGUGUUUAAGAGAGUGUUCCCAACCAUACACAUUUAGGUGUGGAAUUUGAGAAUAGGGGAUGGGUGGGAGGGUUAAACAUGGCGGACCUUUAUCAUGUAGCAUUCAACACCCCUCAGAUCUGCUCGGCAGCUUCUGCUUUUAUCUCCAGUAGUUUAUUUUGUUAGAUCUUUGUCAGCCUCAAGGUUUUUAUUUUGAUUUAUGAUCUUGCUUACCCCUUCAUUUUUUCAUUGUAUUUUGAACAAUUGCCCGUUUAACAUAAAUAUAAUGCCAUCUUGCAACACCCAUGCAUACACACAACUGUCACCAUGACAGUGAGAAUUGGCUGUCGCGAGUUUGUAUUCUGACACCAACAAACCUCUCUUUGAGUGUGAUAUGUUUACAAGGCUGACCAUCAUGGGUGGGUGAGGUGGGAAGUGUGAGUGUGUGUAUGUAUGUGUUGUGUGGGUGUAUAUGUUUGUGUAUAUGUGUUGUGUGUGGGUUUAUGUGUUUGUGUUGUGUGUGUGAACAUAUAAGUUUAUUUGGAUGUGUGUUCAUAAAGGUUCACUUGAUUCUUACCUUAGAAAGAUGAGUGCUUGUGUGUAUGUAAGGCACUUUGAGUGCAGCUGGUUGCUGUCAUUUUUAUUCUUAUUUAUAUUCUUUUUAAAGCAACAGAUGUGCUUCUAUUAAUGUGCUUUAACUUAAAUUGCAUUGUUAAAGAUGUGCACCAUUAUUACUAAUGUAUCAUUAACCAAUGAAUCGCUUUGUUUUUACUGGGAAAACUCUACUGCCAGUCAAUAGCUAUCAUGCUUCUGAACACUUUGUGAUCUGGCAGUCACGUUUGUUGGUGUGAUAAUCAGCAAGUUCAGCAAGUACUUAUCUCUGGAUCUUUAUAGCCGCCAGAAUGUCAUUGCUUAUUAUUUUAGCUUGUUGUUGCAGUUUUGUAUUGGAGAAAUGAUGUUUAGCAUUUAUGAGCAGGUUAAUUUUAUACUAACACAUUUUUCCCAGUUUUUAAGUUUUCCCAGUAUCCUUUAGUAGAUAAACACUUAAUAUUUUAUGAGGUGCUGUAUUGACAGGACUGGAACUGUCAACUGUAGUACAAGGCAGCAUAAAUAAUCCUGAACACAGCUCUUGUGUCCUUGACUCUCUCCAGGUAUGGAAUGGGAAUUAUUUUAAAACUUUUUUCCUGCUUCUUUGAGGAGAGUUUUAUGGCUCUCAGGUUUAAACAAGUUUAUCAUCUUGUUUGGGUUUUGUCACUUUCACCUGAUUAAUUAAAUUUUCAUGUUUUUUCCCUUCUCCCUGAAGAUCAGAAGAUCAGCCGCUAAACAUGUCCACCUCUGAAACAUUUGAAUUGUGUAUACAUCAUACAAUCCAUGCUACUUCCUACAGGCAGCAUUCUGGAAACUGGUGUUUUACAACAUCCAGAUUAUGUUAAUGGACAAAUGUAGAAACAGUAGGUUUUUUGGUGCGUAGUGGAAGAGCAGAGCAGUGGUCCUUAGUAUAUUGUGAUGCAGGUUCUCAUGAAUAUAUUAUUUGAAUGUCUGGACAGUGGGCAUCCAUUUAGCAGUUCUUUGUUCAAUAUAUUGCUUGUCUUGGGGUGACAGUGACAUCCAGUACUGAGCAGUAGAGAAACCACAUAAUGUCCUGUAUGAGAGGGGCAGUCCAACACAACACAGCUAUAUUCUGGAUGUUGCUGCUACAUUUGAACUGUUGUCAUCAAAGGAAAAGUUACAAUGUUUUCAUCAUUGUAACAACAUGAUUAAUACUGCUUCCUCAGAGGAAGGCUACCAUUUUUAAUUGUUUUAAAGAGUCCUGAGUUUUGUUUUUAAACUCUUGUCCUUGGAGGUUAAUAUGUUUGGAGGAUACAUGAUAGCUUGUAGAAGUCUUGACAUGGCUAGGCGCUAAUUGAUGACAACUUGGCUAUAGUUGUGCAAAACUGAUCUAUGCUGUGCACUUGCUGGCUGUGAAAGAUGUAGCUGUAAAGUCAGCACCCUGCAAGCUGUGCAACACUGAGAAGCUAGUACCGGCUUCUAACCUGUAAGCAGAAUCACUCUGUGAUGUCUUGGCUUAGCUGGUCAGCAUGUUCUUUCUCAGUCAUUGUGGGACAUUUGAAAUGCCUUGUGUCACAAGGUAACAACACCUCAGAGCUGUUCAACUUGUUUGUCAGUGCCACUGUUUAAUGAAGAUGUAGCAAGGGUACAUACUGUUUUGCAAUAUGCUAAGCUUCUAAUAUAAAACUGUCCAUGUAGUAUGGCUUGUGGAAGCACAGCGCUCAGGUGUGGAAGUGAUUAUUUCUGCAAUUGACCAUCAGUUUGCUAAACAGUUUCUCAAUUGUGACAGUCUUUUGAGUGCUGUAUAAAUUGAAAAUUAGUUGAAUGACUGCAUUUUUCUGAAGAUAUGUCAAUAAUGAACGGUUACAGUCUAAAGCUCAUUCUGCCUUAAGAGGAUUAACAUUCUAUAGUUGAAGGUUUUUCAUAUGUACAUGGCAUACUUUCCAAAUUUUGUGUAAUUUAUAACAAUAUUAUCAAUGAAAUUCUUUUUUACUGGGUACUGCAAGGAGUGUUGCAGUAUUUGUACAGAUUAUGUUAAUUUUUAAUAAUAAAUCUGCAUGUAUCAAGCACU
Messenger RNA from Pomacea canaliculata, 3946 nucleotides. Its product is annotated as repressor of RNA polymerase III transcription MAF1 homolog. Lineage: Eukaryota; Metazoa; Mollusca; Gastropoda; Architaenioglossa; Ampullariidae. Gene Ontology annotation, cellular component: nucleus. Bases 556 to 1308 code for a protein of 250 amino acids. The transcript has 7 exons. The record is from RefSeq and is a predicted model, not a curated record. Gene Ontology annotation, biological process: negative regulation of transcription by RNA polymerase III. Gene Ontology annotation, molecular function: RNA polymerase III core binding.